AUGUCUGCCGAAAGCCCUGGCCCAAAGAAGUCCGGCUUCAAGUCGUUCUUCUCAAAUGCCCUCCGUCCCAAAAAAUCCCGCCAAACCCUCCGCAAAAACAGCUCUCGCUCUAUGACAGACCUCCGCCUAUCCACAUCCUCACGACCUAGCACCGACGAUGUACCCCCAAUGCCUGACCUCGCUCCACUCCAAGCCCACCGUGAGAAAUACAGACAAGCCCACGCAGCACUAGAUUCGCAACUAGGCGAGCGCCAAGACUACACCACCAUCAUCCACUCGAUAGGCGUGAUAGAAGGAGACGAUGCAUACGUAUCACCCGAGAUCUUCAAGGAGUACCGCAAACCUGGCGAAGGCGACAUCGCGAAACUCUCCUCGACAGUCUGGGCGCGGAUCGCAGAAUUCCUGAAUCCGGCCGAAGCGGCCUCGUUAGCGAUCUCUACCGUCACUCUCUACCGCCGACUGGGACCGAAGUAUUUCGCUACACUGGAAGCGCCGGAUAAUCAUGACUACAGAAUGCAGUUCCUUGUCUGGCUGGACCAGUCUCUUCCGCACUAUCUACUCUGUUUCCCAUGCGGGAAGUAUCAUCGACGAACGGCAGAGGGCUCGGAACGUGUAAAACCCGCUCACGUUGUGAAUCCACUCUUCAAUUGCCCUGAGGCUACUAACUCGACCAACCCACCGCCCCGACACCGAAUUACGCCUGGCCGAAUGCUCCCCUUCGCAUUCGUGCAGCUGACCAUGCGCGCGCACCGCUUCGGACCCAGCUACGGGAUCGCCGCCGACACGAUGAAUAAACGCUGGACACGAGAUGGAUGGUCGUAUGCCUCGCGGUUCCUUAUCCACGAAGGCAGACUUUUAAUGCGCAUAAAGAGCCAGACAUUUGCAGCACCAGAUCUGCCUCCAUCUCAAGUCAAGUUGCUCCUACAUUCCCGCGAAGACUACUGGCCAUAUUUCAGUGCGUGUGCGCACUGGCGCGAUGGCGUGUUAAUGCCCAAUUGUCGCUGUGCAUUGGAGCAUAUACCCAAACCGAGAAGUACGGGUGGGUUACAGGGGAUGGAGCAUAAAGUGCGAGAUACGUGGACGGGUUACAAGUUUGAUCCGAAUGCGUUGACGACGCUAUGUGGACAUUGUAGACCUAUUCGGAGGUGCCCGGAGUGUCCGACGGAGUAUUUGAUUGAAAUGAAGCUUACGGAGGAUCGGAGUGAUCCGCGUAAGAUGGUGUUUCGGCAGGCGAUUGUUAUUACCUGUUGGACUGAUCUUGGGGAUGGGACUAGUCCUGGUGGAAUUCAGUGGGCGUCUAUUAAUGGCGCGAGGGAUGAUUAUGAUUCGUUCAGUCAUCCUCAUUAUGCGAAAAGAGGUAUUGCGAGUAUAUUCGAGGCGGCUUUUACGGCGGAUACGCUGCCAGGUCAGAGGAUUCUUUCGUUGAAUCCGAAACAAAAGAAGUUGGGGGAGAAGGGGCAUGACUGGUAUUAG
Molecule: messenger RNA, 1473 nt
Organism: Penicillium odoratum
Lineage: Eukaryota; Fungi; Ascomycota; Eurotiomycetes; Eurotiales; Aspergillaceae
Exons: 1
Coding region: 1-1473 (490 amino acids)
Source: RefSeq, a predicted model, not a curated record